UGAAGUCAGUGUCAGUGAUGGAGGGACAUUCUGUUACUCUACACACUGAUGUCACUCACAUACAGACACAUGAUGAGAUCGAGUGGAGGUUUAAACACAUCCGCAUCGCCAGAAUCAAGAGAUCACUCAAUAUUAAUCCUAUAGUUGAUGAUGAUGAGAUAUUCAGAGACAGACUGAAGAUGAACAAUCAGACUGGAGAUCUCACCAUCACACACAUCACAUCUCAACACUCUGGACUUUAUUCACUCGAGAUUCUUACUGGAGAUAUCAAGAGAGUCAAGACAUUCAGUCUUACUGUUAAUGAAUUGGACAAACAUGAAAUCCAUCAAGGACAUGAUGAAGCAGUAGAUGUUUAUACUCCAGGAGGAAGAACACAGUCAGUUCAUAUGGUCGUGAUCUCUUGUGCUGUUGUUGGACCUGUGAUGAUUGUAUCUGCACUUCUGAUCUUCUUCAUCUGCAGAAAACACACAAACAAACAACAACAGGAUCAAAUUCAUGAAAAACAAAACAUCUACGCUGAUUCAACAUUCUACAAACACAACGCGCAGAGACUUGACAUGACAGAGGUGGUUUACACGAGCAUUAAACAGGAUCAAACUCCUACUAAUGUACAGCUGAAGUACAUCAGGAAAGUACAGUAUUAUGUUCGUGUGAAUAAAACAUAACAUAAAACUAACAACUGAUUUAUUUGUCACUAUGAAUAUAGCAGUUGUUGUGUAAAAAUAAGAUUCUUCCUCCUGAUUAGAUUUCUUCUCCUUUUAUUCAUCAUUAAAGUUUGGUUCCUGGCCACUGGGCUGUGUUGUCUUGAUAUUAGAUUAUCUGUAACUUCCACUUACAUUGCUUUAUUAGAAUGAUCUUACCUCUUCUAUACCAUAUACUGGACUGUAUUCUUCCUUUACUGUGUUUUUCUUUUUCUUUUGUUUUCAUCCUGUAAAGCUGCUUUGAAACAAUGCAACAUUGUAAAGAGCGCUUUAUAAAUAAAAUGGAAUUUAAAUGAAUAAGUUGCCACUGAUAAUAUUGUACAUAAUAGUUUUUUAAUAACAAUUAAUAUAAUAAUUUAAUUAAUAUAAUCUUUUAAAUAAUUUUAAAAAAUGUGGCUCUCAUAAUAGCCAAACCUGACGCACGCACACACGCACACGCGCACACGUGCACACGCAUGCACACACACACACACACACACGCACGCACAUGCACACAUACACACAUUAACUUCUUAACACUUCACUGAUCCAACAAACACGUUGUCAAAACUCAAAAUAUGUCGCUCCCAUACAUAAGAUAUAAAAAAUCAUUGUAUAGAUCAUCUACUGAAAAAAACCCUUCCAUCUUUAACCCAUCUUUGUUUAAAUGAGUUCAGUGUGAAAACCACAGGCUUCUCACCACUGACUGCAUCUGUUCAGCUCACCAACUCCACUUCCUGAUUCAUUUGAUUAUUUGUAGUUCCAUAAAUGUACAUUUUCUGGUCAAAGCCACGCUUUACAGUGCUUACUACGAUAAACUAUUCUUACCCUCCAAAACCCAGAAGGCCUGUCGUAUUCUACAGGCAUAUAACUAUUCUCCUGGCAAUAACUUUAUUUGUAUUUAUUGAUUUAUUUAUGUCAUUUGUUGUUAUUUUGAUUGGAUACAUUACUUGUACUAUUGUGUUACACAUAGUAAAAGUCUUUAAUAGUAUGUUUGUGUGUUUCUUCUCUAUUCAACUGUUCCACAGGAAACUGAGAACUUGUGAAGGUAAUGUGAGAGAAAGAUAUUUGUGAUAGUUUAAUGGUUGCCGUGUGUUGUGAUGGCCUUUAACUCGUCUUCUGUUCGCUCGUCUGACUCUUGUACACAUGAAUGGUCAACGCUCAACACAAUGAAUCAAUAUCUGACUUGUUCUGGGUUUCAGCUCUGUUGUGAAGUGCUUCUCAUCAUUGAGUUUUUGUCUUUUGUGUUUUUGACAUGAAUCUGAGAUGACAGAGGCGCUUGACUCAUAUCACAACAUUAAAAAGGAUCAAACUCCUCUGGUGCUUGACCAGCGAUGUAUUGACAACAGAAAAGAUUUGAUUCUGUGUUUCUGAAGUUCUUUAUCAUUUAUUGAGUUUGUUGUUACACUGAUUUUUGAUCAAUAUAGUUAAACUGUCAGUAAAUCACCGUUCACCACACCUGUAUGAGC
Molecule: messenger RNA, 2149 nt
Organism: Triplophysa rosa
Lineage: Eukaryota; Metazoa; Chordata; Actinopteri; Cypriniformes; Nemacheilidae
Exons: 5
Coding region: 18-665 (215 amino acids)
Source: RefSeq, a predicted model, not a curated record